Lathyrus sativus (Indian pea) is the source of this 2199-nucleotide messenger RNA. The record is from the annotation of a GenBank genome assembly. NCBI's taxonomy places the organism in Eukaryota, Viridiplantae, Streptophyta, Magnoliopsida, Fabales, Fabaceae.
AUGGAGAAGACGCAACUAGAUAACUUAUUUCCUCUGACUCCAAGCUCAAUAUUCUCGACCAAGAAGGGACGCAGUGGAUACGAACCAUCAGACACAGAGACGGAGUGGCAAGACACUCCACGUUAUGAACGAGGAAAAAAGAACAUGACUUUAGUCUCAUCCUCACCUUCAAUAACAGGUUCAGUUUUUAACCAACCAAGAAGACGACAUCUCAGCAAAUCACCCUAUAAGCUACGCAUAGCACGAGACGAUGGUCAUGAUGAUGAUGAUGCUUCAUUAUCAUACAUGUCUGGUUUGAACUCGAGUAGAAAUAUUAGUCCUUUGCCAAGACCCGACUUUGGAAGAACCAUGUCUCCUUAUAACAGAAAUCAUGAGCAAAGAACACCUUCUAAUGAAAACAGAAGAACGAAUUUGGGGCUUCUGGAAGUGGAUAGAGCGAGUACAAAACCAAAUUACAGAAGAGCAGUAACUGCUCCAAGAUUGAGAGACCAACAACAAACAUUGCAAAGCACAACCAGAAAUUUGAAACAAAGGGAAAAAUCUCCUUUCAAAACAGGUUCAGUUAGAGAAAGAGAAGUCAAUGAAAUGAUAGCACAGGUGAAGCUAUCGAAAAAUGAUCCUACGGAUGAUUAUUCAUCAGCACUGGAAAGUACAGACUCAAUUCAACCAGGUGACCUUUUCUUUUCCCGCGAAUGCAAUGCCUUGCAAGCAAAGAAUUCUUCAUUGCCUAAAAAAGUUGAACAAUAUGCAUAUUUCAGUCCAAGACCAGUGAUCACCACCAUUAACAACCUACCUGAAAGUGGUAAAUUCAAUACGAAUAUGAAUAAGCCAAGAACCUCUUCCAGUACUAUGUUGUUGUCCCAAACAACGAUGGGACCAUCAAUCAGAAAGGGAAGUGGAACUGGAAAUUCUAGCGCUAAAUCUAGCGUAAAAAGUGAUGGUAGUGCAAAGACAACCGAAAGCAUGAGGAAAUUCACAUCCAACAGAAAAAAGAACCAGAAAGAUGCAUGGUUUGCCUGCAUGAUGAGAACAGGAAACUGUAGGACUUCAAGAAAAUCACCUGAGCGUAGACCAAUUGACGAAGCUUCACUGAUACAGAGGGCUAUAAUUGUGGAAAGCAUUCCACAAUUCUGGGCUGAUAAACAUCAACCAGCUUCACUCAAUGGCUUCAUUUGCAACAAACAAGAAGCUCAACUUCUCAAGGAACUAGUAUCACAGGGCUCUUGUCCUCACAUUUUGCUCAAAGGACCCUCCGGUUCUGGGAAAAGAGAUCUAGCAAUGACUUUUCUUAGAGAAAUAUAUGGAGAUUCAUGUUGUAAACUGUCACAUGAUCUAAGACAUUUCCCUAUUCAGGACAAAAGGACUGUAAAAGUAUCGGUUCCAAUCACGUUUAGUCCUCAUCACAUGGAGCUCAAUGUAAAUUCAGAACCAAAUGCUAAAUAUGCUUUGAUGGGAUUAAUCAAAGAAAUUAGCAAUAUAUAUGCAAUUGCCCCUGAAGUAAGCAAUGUGAAUUUCAAGUCAGAUUAUAAAGUAAUAGUUCUUUACGAGGUCGACAAAGCUGUAGAGAAUAUUCAACACUUGAUCAAAUGGAUCAUAGACCGUUAUUCAGAUAUAUGCAAAUUAGUUCUAUGCUGUGAAGAUGAUGAUAAUAUUAUCGCACCUGUGAAAAACCGGUUCAAAGUUAUCAAUGUUGAUGCUCCUCAAACUCAUGAAAUUAUCGAGGCUCUUACUCAGAUAGCAAAUAAAGAGGAAAUUGAUCUAUCCAUGAGUUUUGCCAUGAAGAUUGCUACAAAAUCUAAGCAGAACCUCAGGGAAGCAAUAUUGGCUCUUGAAGCCUGCAAAGCACACAACUAUCCAUUUUCAGAAGAACAACCAAUUCCAGUUGGAUGGGAGAAGAUUGUCAUAGAACUUGCUGUAGAGAUCCUAACUGAUCCAUCGUUUUCACGCUUACUCUCAAUAAGAGGGAAAUUUCAAAUGCUUCUCCUGGAUUUUGUCCACCCAAAAUUGAUUCUCCUGAAACUAGUGGAGGAGCUCCUAAGAAGAGUUGAGACCGGCAUAAAAAGGGAGCUCUACUACUGGCAUGCUUAUUAUGAUAGAAGACUUCCACCAGGAACAACAGCUUUACUAAAAUUAGAAGAAUUUGUGGCCAAGUUCAUGAGCAUGUGCAGAAAAAGCUCGGGCAGUAGACAAUAUGUGUAG